AUGCAUGAUCUUCACAAGGACGGAGAUCUUCUCUUGAUCCGUUGCCCUAUCCAGAUUAUUCAGGAAGAACCGGAGUGGAUAUGGGGUCACGAAAAACGCGUUUAUGACAGCCCUCCAGGGCAGGCGUACUUACGGUGGAUGAAGAGUGUUGGGCAUACCUACCGCAUUCGUGCUGCCCUUGGUGCCCCUGACGUUCUUGUUCUGGGCGAUCCGCUCGCCAUUUCUUAUAUUCUCCAAGAGAAAAUUUACGACUACCGGCGCAAACCGUUAAAGACAUGGAAGGCGAAAUAUUUCAAGCGACGUCUACGGCUAGUCUCAAUAGUCUAUGGUUACCUGACUAUCGUUAACGUUUUGGAUCAGGUCUUAGAUGAUCUUUCACAAGCAGUCGAGGACUCGGACGGUGAAAUUGGCGUAAACAUAUUGUCAUGGACAAAUCGAAUGACCCUGAAUUCCAUUGGACGCGUCGCAUUCUUGUACGAUUUCGAAGCCGGGAAGAGCCGCGAGGCACAGCUUAUAUUGGACACAAGGCGGAAGUCGCUAACCGGUAUUGCUCGAUACGCCUCGUUCUUAACUCUGAUGAUGCUCAGGCGGUUCCCUGCUCUCAAUAGCCUUCCUGUACCCGCCCUUCAGGCGCAAAGCCUAGUCACGACAACCAUAAAGUCUGUCGUGGCCAAGGAGAUCAUAGCGAGAGGUUCUUCAACAUCUGAUCUCCGAACUCGAGGCAAGGACCUGCUAAGCAGACUCUUGGUAGCCCAUGAUGAGCAGCACCUUUCAGUCGAGGAACUACAUGAGCACAUAUCGACAUUUUUAGUUUCUGGACAGGAAACUACGAGCCAAACGGUCGCGUUCUCCAUCUUCGAGCUUUCCCGUCACCCAGAGAUCCAACAGCGUCUCAGAGAAGAGUUGGACACAUCUUACCCAUCUUCUACAGGCACGCCGCAGUCACAGCUACCUUAUCUGGAUGCCGUGCUUAAGGAAACACUAAGGAUGUAUCCUGCCCUUCCGUACAUGGAACGUGUCGCAACUAAAUCUGAUAGAAUUCCGCUUCAAACGCCCAUCAGUCACGGUGGAGAUCAGGCGCUACGGGACAUUCGUGUUGAAAAGGGUCAGACCGUCAUCAUCCCAAUCAUAUCUCUUCACCGCUCUGAUGCUAUCUGGGGCGAUGGAAGUGUCUUUCGUCCCGAACGAUGGCUUGAAGCUUUACCUCAUGAGGCACAGCGUCUUCCAGGGUGGUCCAACUUACUUGCAUUCAGUGAUGGACCCAGAGCAUGCCCUGGAAUGCGAAUGGCUGUUUUAAGCGAUAUUUGGGUCAAAGAAAGUAAUAACUCAGAAGUAGUUCUCAGGAUUUCGUCAAGUUUGCAGCCUUGGGUGAUUGAUGAUUCGGACCAAGGUCCGCAAGUGCCUGUAACGCUGCACAUGCGGUAA
This is a messenger RNA of Stereum hirsutum FP-91666 SS1, 1425 nucleotides long. RefSeq names its product cytochrome P450. The transcript is spliced from 17 exons. The coding region runs from base 1 to 1425 and encodes 474 amino acids. The record is from RefSeq and is a predicted model, not a curated record. Gene Ontology annotation, molecular function: heme binding; monooxygenase activity; oxidoreductase activity, acting on paired donors, with incorporation or reduction of molecular oxygen. NCBI's taxonomy places the organism in Eukaryota, Fungi, Basidiomycota, Agaricomycetes, Russulales, Stereaceae.